GCGGACGUUCUACGUCAUCAAAAGUAGCCACAUUUUACACAUGUUGCUUGUUUUGGGAAUUAUAUCAUUCCAGUAAAACAUGUCAGCACUGCAUAAUUCGGUGAGCUUGUAAAGAAAUCCGAACACGUAUGAAAAUUCGUAUUAAUUUUGACUAAGAUUAGAGUAGAAGUGAAAUAUUAUCGCUGCCCGACAGCGAGUUUUCGUGCAGUUUUCAGGUGAACUCUGGGGAGCGGACAGGUAGCUCAGGUUGUCUGUCAUCUUCUCAACCAUGUGCCAGGUGGAGGAAGAUUACCAUGAUCAGCUGGAGCGCGCGGACCUGCCCAGUGUUUCCAAGAAAUGCGUCAAAUGCAAAGAGGCGCCUGCAGCUGUGGUCAUCAGGGCAGGAGACGCAUACUGCAGGGGCUGUUUCAAGGAAUAUUUCAUUCACAAGUUCAGAGCCAUGCUGGGCAAAAACAGAAUCAUCUUCCCCGGAGAGAAGGUGCUGCUGGCUGUGUCCGGAGGUCCUUCUUCCUGCUCCAUGCUCAGUCAAGUCCAAGAGGGUUUGAGUCAAAGCGCCCACAAGAAGUUGAGAUUCUUACCUGGAAUCGUCUACAUCGACGAGGGAGGUGCUGUAGGUCAGUCUGUGGAGGAGAGGCGGAGGACGGCGUCCGAGCUGCAGGCGUUGUUCAAAGCGACGGGGUUUCCUUUCCACAUCCUGCCCCUGGAACAGGUGUUGGACCUCCCCAGCUCAGUUGUGGUGACCGCUCCGUCUGUUCCAGAGAAGCCGUCCACCAACUAUAAAUCCGCUGUGGACCACUUCAUUCUCACCAACAUGAGCAACAGUUUGCCACCAGCGCAGCAGGAAGAAGAGACGCCGCUACCUGACGUCCAGGAGCCAAAGACUCGGCUGCUGCAGCAGCUGAUUGAAUCUGCCAAGACGCUGACGGCCAAAGAGGAUCUGCUGAGCACGCUGAGGCAGCAUCUGCUGGUGCACACAGCUCGUACUCAAGGCUACAGCAAACUGAUGCUGGGAGACAGCUGCACCAGGCUGGCUGUCAAACUUCUCAGCAGUAUAUCACUGGGCAGAGGAGCACAGCUGGCCCAGGACACCGGGUUUUCAGACUCCAGAUACGGGGACAUCGUAUCGGUGAGGCCGAUGAGGGACUACUCAGCUAAAGAAAUCGCUUUCUAUAACCGGAUGUUCAGUGUACCCUGUGUGGUCGUACCGAGCCUGGACACCAAGACGUCAGACAAGGCCAGCGUCCAGCGUCUGACUGAGAGCUUUGUCACUAAACUGCAGGCAGACUUCCCCUCCACCGUCAGCACCAUAUACAGGACCAGUGAGAAGCUGCAGUCAGCAGGUCGAAGCUCCUCCACGGCCGACCAGAUGUUUGACAGAUGUUUGCUCUGUAUGUGCACCCUGGACACCGCUGUGGGGGAGGCUUCAGCCUUCCAGUCCACGCUGAUAUCAGAGCAGCUCUCUCAGAUCAAAUCAGGAGGAAGCACCAGCACUGAGACGCCAGGACAAAACCAGAGUUCAGUGAAGUCCGAGUCGACCAGACAGUGCUGCUCCUCUGCAGGAGUAGAGGACUGUGGGUCAACAGCUCGUGGUGGAGGCUGCUGUAAUUCAGCUAAGGCACCAGAGACACCGGAUCUGAAGAGGCUGUUGUGUUACAGCUGCCAGCUGACCGUCAGAGACCUGUCGUCCGUGGACCAUCUGCCUCAGUACAUCCUGUCGGAGGCUCAGAGGAGGCAGAGGAGGUCUCAGAUGAGAGAAGAGAUCAGCGAGUUCCUGUUGGACGACGGUGAAGUUUGAUCAAAACAGAAGCGAAGGGCCCCACAGACGUGUCCCGGAGCCCAAGUUGGGCGCUCAGCCUGAAAACAAACCUAAUGAAACCCAUGAAGAAGAAAUUAGUUUCAUGCAUACGUCCAGAAAUGAAUCCAGGAAGUCCAGACAGACACGACACACGUGCAGCUUUACAGUAUUAUAAUUCUGGGAAGUUGUUUCCAUAGCAACCAUUUCAUCUUUUGCAGCAUCCCAAGAUCCCAAACUCUUUUCUUCGUUUUUUUUUUUUUUUUUCUCUGUUCCACCUCUUGAAAAUCUUAACGAAGAAGUUCAAUGAACCACAUUAACAGACCUGUCUUGUGUUUGUUAUUUCUACUUUCAAUAAAUCUGUUUUUAAAGCUCUGUCCAUUAACCUUCAUACGUGAUUUUAAAAUAGCUACAUUGUUUCCAUUAAGGGAUGAAAGUGUCCUCUUCAGAAACGCUCUAAAAAUAGCAUGUGUCUUUCCUCAGUCCUGAUCAAACCAAAUGUUUGAUUAAUGUCUGACCCUUUAUAUACCAGUGUUUUUGAUGGCAUCAUAAAUUUUCCACAUCUAAAUGCAAAGUGGAUUUUUCAUGCGGGGAUUAUUAGAGCCUUGGACAUGAGUUUUAAUGGGAGUUGUUUUUUUUUGUUUGUUUGUUUUAAAAUCUGACACUACAAAACUAAAAUCCAUCAAAAUCAAUGUUUCUAGUUAUAACUGACAUGACCAAGACCCCGAAGAAAAAUCCACUUUGCAUUUAGAUUAGUUUUAUUUAAAAAAAUUGUGACGCUAUCAGAAACACUGACAUGUGUCAGUAUAUAUGGGUUAAAUUAAUCAAACAUUUGAUAUUGAUAAUUGGGACUAAAGUGGAUAAAAAUAUUUAUGUAAAAAACAAAUAUUAACAUGUGCUAGUAUUGCAGUUUUCUUUUAAGAGGACACUUUUGUCCCUAAAUGGUGACUUUGGUUACACGGUGUAAAAACUGAGUAUUAUGGGAGUUUGAAACAUUAAAAUUUGGUAAAAAU
Messenger RNA from Mugil cephalus (flathead mullet), 2805 nucleotides. It is a transcript of the gene ctu2, whose product is annotated as cytosolic thiouridylase subunit 2 homolog (S. pombe). Bases 269 to 1795 code for a protein of 508 amino acids. The record is from RefSeq and is a predicted model, not a curated record. Gene Ontology annotation, biological process: tRNA wobble position uridine thiolation. The transcript has 17 exons. Lineage: Eukaryota; Metazoa; Chordata; Actinopteri; Mugiliformes; Mugilidae. Gene Ontology annotation, molecular function: sulfurtransferase activity; tRNA binding. Gene Ontology annotation, cellular component: cytosol.